This is a messenger RNA of Phaeodactylum tricornutum CCAP 1055/1, 741 nucleotides long. RefSeq lists its product with no specific name. The coding region runs from base 1 to 741 and encodes 246 amino acids. The transcript has a single exon. The record is from RefSeq and is a predicted model, not a curated record. Lineage: Eukaryota; Bacillariophyta; Bacillariophyceae; Surirellales; Neidiaceae.
AUGAAUGACAACUACAUGACACAAGCGGAUCAGCUUCUUGCCUAUCUCAAGAAAACACCGGACAUCAGUUUCUGCGCCAUCUUUGAUGAACCUGAUUCACCCUUGUUCACCAUUUACAAGCAAAGGGCAAACAACACCCGCAGGUACCUUUGUACAAGUACACAAUUCACUUCCGUCGUUGCAGCCCAAGAAGGAGUACUUGAUGAUGAUGCAUUGCAUGACAUAGACCCAAGCGGAGAACUCGACAACUAUGUAGAACGAACCCAUCAAGCAUUCAAGUUGAAGGGCUCUACAAAGAUGCUGAUCGGCGUUGCUUGGACAGACAACAAGAGCAGAAAGUUGUUUGCUCGCUUUUCUGAAAUUAUGGUAGCAGACGUUACCAAAGGCACAAACAAUUCUAAGCGGCCAUUGUUUUUAUCUUUGGGGAAAACGUCCAAUCAAAACACGUUUACCGCACUAUGGGCAUUUUUGCCUCAGCAAGCUCGAUGGGCCUUCCAGUGGGUGUGGACCCAGUGCAUUCCCCAGCUCUUGCCAAAGGAAGGGCUGCGACGGAUGAAAUUGACAAUCACAGAUGGAGACCAGAAAGAAUAUGGCCCUUUUGUUGAUGCAAUACCAACAUUCUAUCCAUUCUGUCAGCAUAGACUAUGUCACUGGCAUCUUCUCUAUCGAGGAGACCUUCGAAAGAUACAGAUUGGGAAGUGCGGCCAUAAAGCGACCAUUUUAUUCCGAGUAGUGGUUUGA